AAAAAAAAAAGAUUGGAUUUCAAGUAUUGGUGGGCCUCUCAGACAAAAGUGCCUAACUUGUUCAGGAGCAGGCAUUGUGCAAACGCUCUGAAUAAGGUGGCAGACACUCCGAUAAAGGUUUCAACCAAGAGCCUUCAGCUGGAUCCAAGAUUUGGAGGACAUCCACAAAGUCCAUCUUCCUAAUCUACUGUGCUUGAGAGUCUGAAGAAUUUCCAAAAAGAUGGCCGGGAAACCCAAACUGCACUACACUCGAGCAAGAGGAAAAAUGGAAUCUGUCCGCUGGUUACUUGCAGCAGCUGGAGUUGAGUUUGAAGAACAAUUUUUAGAAACAAAAGAAGAUUUGGAGAAGUUGCGCAGUGAUGGACGGCUGCUUUUUCAGCAAGUGCCCAUGGUGGAAAUUGAUGGGAUGCAGCUGGUGCAAACACGAGCCAUUCUCAGCUAUAUUGCAGCAAAAUACAAUCUCUACGGAAAGGAUUUGAAAGAGAGAGCAAUGAUUGACAUGUAUGUGGAAGGAACCACUGAUCUGAUGUUAAUGGUGAUGAUGCUUCCUCUGCAGCCUGCUGAAAACAAAGAAAAGCAAAGCGCCUUGAUUAUUGAAAGAGCUACAACUAGAUAUUUUCCAGCAUACGAGAAGAUUUUGAAAGACCAUGGGCAAAAUUUUCUGGUUGGUAAUAAGUUUAGCUGGGCAGAUGUUCAUCUCUUGGAAGCCAUCUUAAUGCUUGAAGAAUUCAAGUCUGAUGUUCUCACUAAAUUUCCUCUGCUGCAGGCUUUCAAAACAAGAAUAAGCAAUAUUCCUACAAUAAAGAAAUUCUUGCAGCCUGGAAGUCAAAGGAAACCUCCACUGGAUGAAAACCUGCUUGCACAAAUAAAACAAAUAUUCAAUUUCUAAAGAGUUUUUCAAAUACUGGCAUAUUUCUACUAGCAUAAGUUUUUUCCCAAUAUAUUGCUAAUUUUAAAGGAUCCUAUUAUUAGAAAGAUAAACUAAAUAAAAUUGCAGUUCCUUUUAAUUUUAUAAUCAUCAUCCUUUGGAAACGGGAAAAAAUAAGUAAUUUACAUGAAAAAUAUUUUUAAGGCCUUGUAUCUAAAAUUAUCGUGUAUAAUGCUGUUUUUUUACAUGAGCAAAUAAAGCCUAUCUUACCCCAGAA
Molecule: messenger RNA, 1145 nt
Organism: Crotalus tigris (Tiger rattlesnake)
Lineage: Eukaryota; Metazoa; Chordata; Lepidosauria; Squamata; Viperidae
Product: glutathione S-transferase-like
Exons: 7
Coding region: 221-889 (222 amino acids)
Biological process (GO): glutathione metabolic process; xenobiotic metabolic process
Molecular function (GO): glutathione transferase activity
Source: RefSeq, a predicted model, not a curated record